Messenger RNA from Stylonychia lemnae, 579 nucleotides. NCBI's taxonomy places the organism in Eukaryota, Ciliophora, Spirotrichea, Sporadotrichida, Oxytrichidae. The record is from the annotation of a GenBank genome assembly.
AUGUUCCUAAUCAGAUUGGUACUUUUAAGCUCUCUUCUCAAAUCAGGCUUAGAAAUGUUUCUUAUCAACAAGGACACUCCAGAGCUGAUUAUCACUAGAGUUUAAUAUCAUUUGGACUUCGCAUAAAAGUAUUUUUACUUUGACUAGGAUAUAGUGCUUAGAUUUGUGAUGAAUUAUUAGACUUAUUUCGGGUACUUCUACGGAAUAAUUAUCCUUAGAUUAAGUGCUUUAUCUCUUUUCAACAUUGCUUUAACUAUGAAGUUCUUGGUUGGAGUUAUUGCAUUCUCGAUCUGGUUCUUUUAUGUUGAUUACACUGCCUAUUUGAUUGAAAAGAGUAGGUAUCAAGAUACAGUCACACUAAUCGUCAUAAUUGCUGGACUUUUCAUGCUUAUAGGUUAUAAUGAUUAGCCAAACUUGGUUAAGAAGACUGAAACAAAAAAAGAAGUAGUUUAGCAAGUGAAGAAGCAAAUUGAAAAGAGUCAAGAGAAAACUUAGUAGCCUAAAAAGCAAAAGGUAAAGUCAGUAGAUUCAGCUCCGAGUAACAACAAGCAGGAUAAAGCUAAGAACAAGAAAAAGUGA